AUGACGCUAUCGACGCGCCACUACUGGAGACAAGAGCGAGACGUCGCUUCGACAUAUACAAACAUAAGAGGUGGAGUAAGACCACGCCGAGCGAGGUUCUCCGGCAUCGAUUCCGAGCUCGAGUCAAGUCGACGACUGUUCGUGGCUCUUAACCUCGUGGAAAACGUUAUCGAGAGCCACAAGUCGCCGCCACCAUGCAUUCUUGCGACACUUCAUGUCGGUCUUCCGGAUCUCAAGCCGGACGCGUUCGAGAACACUGAGCCGAGUCUCGCCGCGGUCGUUCCUCGUUGA
Parastagonospora nodorum SN15 is the source of this 291-nucleotide messenger RNA. RefSeq lists its product as hypothetical. The transcript has 2 exons. The record is from RefSeq and is a predicted model, not a curated record. Bases 1 to 291 code for a protein of 96 amino acids. Lineage: Eukaryota; Fungi; Ascomycota; Dothideomycetes; Pleosporales; Phaeosphaeriaceae.